This is a messenger RNA of Durusdinium trenchii, 3589 nucleotides long. The record is from the annotation of a GenBank genome assembly. Lineage: Eukaryota; Dinophyceae; Suessiales; Symbiodiniaceae.
AUGCGCCGCAAGGGCAGCGGACUUUGCCUCAUCUAUGGGCAGAAGCAAUGCAUGCUGAUGAUCGAGGACUGGGAGGCUAAGCGUGGCAGGCCCUACGAGCGCAUCAUUUUUAGCCGACCAGACUUCCAUUGGAUCGCUCCUCACAUUCCACUGUCCUACCUCUCCACCGAGCACAUUUGGGUCAUGGAUGGUGAGGACAACGGUGGCCUCAAUGACCGUCAUUGGAUUUUCCCGCGGCAUUUGAUGCGAGUGGUCCUGGGCGCCUGGGAUCAUAUUGUCGACGGCUUCGUUGUAUGGAUGCACCAGGCGGCACAGGUGCUACCCUGGUGGGGUGCGGAGACCUUCUUCGGCCUCCGCUUGAUGCAGCUGGGCUAUCACGAGCUCAUCCGGCGCCUGCCAGUGCCUGCCUUUCUCGAGUGCUCGAACCGUUACAGCCGCAAGGAAGUGGACACCAGCGCGGUGUCGGUGAACGACACGGCUCGCCUGAGUGAGAGCAAGCUCCGGUGCCACUUGGGAGGACCCAAGUAUCGGCACGAACACCACCAGGCAGAGAAGUUGGCUGCGUGCUUUGGAGACCAUGAGCAAUGGUCCUGGGCGCUGAUUUGGGUUUGUUGGUGCGAGGUGAAAUUUCGCCGUGGCAUGCUGCAGUUCUUAGACUAUGAGCUUUGCGACUCCACGCUCAGAGAAGUCUAUUCCACUGCAGCCGAUCGCACCGUGGAGGAGGCACCUGCAGGGGAGAAGCUCAAUGGUACCACUACGGGGCCGUUGGGUCAGACGAGGGCAGAGUGCCAAGAGAUCCUCAUCGGAGUUGCCAGGGAGGAGCGGCGGAUGGGGGUCGAGCGUCUUUUUCUAGUGACAUUUGGGCGUGCCAACUUGGCACCUGAAGAAUUAGCUCUGGGCAUGGAACAUGCCGGCGGCUCCCAAUGGGGGAACUUGGGAGGAAAAGCUUGUGGAGUGGGUGAAGCCACCAGAAGGCGGAAUCCCUCGCGCACGCUGGGGUGGUUGGCGAAGGCUUCGCAGUGGCAAGAUGCACUGAAGCUUUUCUUGGCUCAGGUCCAGCAGACUCCCUUGGUGCUGGACCUGGCCGCCUGCAGCGCCUUCAUCUCCAGCAGCUCCAAGCGUUCGGCUUGGCUUGUCGCCCUACAGGCUUUCGAAGUGAUCGGACGAGCAGCAGUCCGGGUGGAUGAAAUGGCAUAUUGCAGCAGCAUAACGGCGCUGGAGCGGGGCAGUCAAUGGGAAGCAGCACUUGAACAGUUGAAUAAUAUGCAUGCUGGGCGCCUACAGCGGAACGUGUUUGCCUACGGUGCAGCGGUGGCGGCAGUACCCCACUGGCCGUUGGCCUUGGAGCUCUUGAGGGGCAUGCAAGCUGAGAUGAUCUUGCCCAGCACGGUGGUCAUCAAUGCAGCCAUUGCAUGUUGUGAAACAGCUGGAGAGUGGAGUCCAGCACUGGCACUGUUGGAGCUCAUGCUAUCAGAAGAACUGGAGCCCUCCGUCAUCACCUUAGGCUCCACGGUCGCCGCUUGCGGCCGUGGCCAGCAGCUGUCGAAGGCCUUCUCUACUUGGCAUUUCUUUGAGUCGCUGGCGCUGCGUCCCUCCACCGCGGCUUGGGCCUCCCUUUGCGUGGCCUGUGAGCGUGGCCAGGGAUGGCAAGAAGCACUCGAGGUGGUCGAGCAAGCAGGGCUCCGCAACGCCAUCAUGCUGAGCAGUGUGAUGAACGCAUGUGUGGGCGCGCAAGAAUGGCAGAGGGCUCUUGUGCUUUUGGACCAGGCUGUUCUUGGUGAGGUGGCGUUGGACUCGGUGGUUCACCUGGCUGAAAUCCAUGCCUGGGAGGCGGGAUCGCACUGGGCGACCGCCGUGGCCCUCCUGCACGGAGCCGGACGAAGUCCGCCCAACAUGAUUUGUCGAUCGGCGGCCAUGAGCGCCUGUGAGCGGGAGAGCCAGUGGCAGAGUGCGGUGGCCAUCCUGAAAUGCAUGAUGGACGAUGGUCUACAGCCUGACGUGGUAGCUUACAGCACAGCAACUUCAGCCUGCGAAAAGGCAUGGCAAUGGCAGAGGGCUUUGCUGUUGGUCUUUGACAUGGAGGAACGCUCCAUCCCGCUCAACACCUUCAGCUACAACGCGGCCAUCUCUGCAUGUGCUGCGGGCCGCGCGCUGGAGUUGGCCGUGGACCUGUUCAGCACCAUGUGCUCCAAGAGGGUGUCGCCCGAUGUGGUGAGCUACAGCGCCAUGAUCACCUGUUGUGAGAAGAGCCACGACUGGCGCUUAGCCGUUGACUUUCUGCAGUCGAUGUUCGCGCAAGACCUGCAACCCAACAUCGUUCCUCGCGGCGUUCCCGAGCGACUCCCCGGGGUGGGUCGGAUCCACCGGGUGAUCGAAGGAGCGAUGGACCGGGGGAGGUCCACCGUUGGAAGCCACCGUUGGAAGUACCCGUUGAAUGAAUUGGAAGGAUUUUGACCUUAGCUGUUGGAUGAGGAGCUGGGAACCCAGUGAUCCCAGGUGACAAGGGAUUCGAUGAUUUGCUCCCAAGUCUUGCCUGGAGCAACGCUGCGAAGCGGUUCAGGGCGCCUGUUUUGCUACGUAGUUAGGGCAUCAAAUGUUGGAGUUAGUUUUGUUAAUCUCCAUUUGACCCGUAGGAAUUCUUUGGGAAUUUCAGAAGUCGCACCCCUCGAAGUCGCACCCUUGAAGUCUCCAUUCAGUGGUCCAAGGAUGUAUGUCUGAGUCUAAGGUCUUUCUGUAGUCCUUUUUCGGUCCUCAGGUGUUUGCGCCCCCAGGUCACCUACGGCGCGGCCAUCAGCGCCUGCGAGAAGAGCAUCGCGUGGCCCGCCGCCCUGGCGCUGCUUGCGCAGGCGCAGCGGCAGCGGGUGCUGGCGAACGAAUUCAUUUACAGCGCGGCCAUCAGUGCCUGUGAGAAGAGCAACCGGUGGCAGCGGGCGGUGGGGCUCUUUGAGGAAGCACAGGGGGCUCACUGUGCGCACUCCUUGUGGGUCUACAACGCCUUGCAGAGCGCCUUGGAGAAGGGCCAGCAAUGGCAGAAGAGUUUGCACCUCCUCGCAGGUAUGACCUUUGACAGCCUCACGCCGGAUGCAGUCUCUUACAACGCCGCGCUGGCAGCUUGCCGCAGGGCUUUCCAGUGGCAGAGGGCCUUGGAGCUGGUGCGGUCGGCGCAAGAGGUCAACACAGUUGAUGCCCUGGCCUUAGACUCUGCGUUGGUCGCUUGUGCUGCGGCCAAUGCUGUGGAAGCGCUGCCUGCCUUGGGGGAGCGGCUGGCGCGUGCAGGGCUUCCAAGGCGCAUGGCAAGAAAAGGCGUGCAAUGUGUGGAGCUUUGAUGGGACUUGUGGUCCAACUUCAGAUUGGGAAGGUGGGAUUUGAUAAUGCUUAACAAGAAGCUACUAGGGGCUCCUGGCCUUACUAGGAGCGAUCGGACGCUACUAGGGUCCCCUGGCAUGGCCACUAGGAGCAAGAGGACGCUACUAGUAACCAAGGGUUGGACCGCUUCCUGUUGGCCAAGGCGGGGGUUCCCACACUGGCCGCCCCGUGGGACGGGAGGGCCGAUGGCACCGUCCGAGGUGCCCCAACUUCAGUCCUUGGU